AUGGAGAACUACGCAUUGAAUAAUUCAUCCUACCCGGAUUCCGUAAAUUCCUCCCCAAGGUCCCUCGAAAAUUCCUCCUGGGAUGAGGCCAUUUCUUCUUCAUCUGCCUACUUCAAAGUCAAGUUCUUGUGCGGUUACGGCGGUAAAAUCCUCCCCCGCCCUCAUGACAACCAGCUCACUUACGUCGGCGGCGACACCAAAAUCUUAGCCGUCGAUAGGAACGUCAAGUACUCCAUGCUCAUCUCUAAACUCUCUUCGCUUUCUGAUUCCUCUGAAGUAAGUUUUAAGUAUCAGUUGCCCGGAGAAGACCUUGAUGCGUUAAUUUCGGUUACCAACGAUGAGGAUUUGGAGCAUAUGAUGCUCGAAUAUGACCGUCUUCAUCGGUCUUCAGCUAAGCCGGCGAGGCUGAGGCUGUUUAUAUUUCCGUUGAAUGCCAACCCGCCGCCGUCCGUGAGUAGUUUUGAGUCGGAUGAUUCCAAGGCUGAGAGGCAGUGGUUUGUUGACGCGUUGAAUGCUGCGCAGAUUAAUCAGAAUUUGGAGGGCUCUUCUCCGCAGUCUGUGGCGGUUUCUGGGGUGGAGGAGCCGGCGAGGAGCCCUGAUUUUUUGUUUGGUUUGGAAAAGGGUCAUCCCACGCCGGCGAAGUUGCAGGAUCCUCCGCCGGUGGCUCCUACGGUUAUGGUACGGCAGGUGAUAGGCGAGCCCGUGGUUCCUCCGGCGGCGGAGAUUCAACGGCAGAUGCAUGAGUUGCAGAAGAUGCAAAUUUCAGGCCAUGAUCAAGAUUUGUACAGGAGGAAAGUCGAUGAGUUUUACCAGCAAAAACCUCCACCCCAGGCUCCUCAGGCGGAGCAGGUCGCGCCGGUGACAACUCCGGCGACGUAUUGGCAGGAAAGACAAGGGCCUUUUCCAGCUGGGGUUGGGGGAACCGAGCCUCCUCCUAUGUACCUAAUUCAAACUCCGGCGGGGGUUUAUCAAGCUCCGGCGAUGAGACAGGUCCCCGGCCAAGUGGGCCAGCAGUACUUCGGAGUGCAAAGGAUGGUGCCAGAGGCUUACCGGGAACAGCCGGUGUAUAAUCCGAUGGGUCCGCCUGCAUCUUCCUCGAUGAUUCAGCAACAAAAGAUUGGUGGGGCCUACACAUCUGACGGGAUUGGAAUCGGAUUGGUACGGCCACCAAUUGCUUCUGAGCCAGGGUAUGCGCAAGUUAGCUACGACGGCGCAGGAAGGCAGGUCUUCUGUGCUGCGCCUGGAGGUGUGAACGUGAUGCACCAUCCUCCGCCUUAUCAGGCGGUGCCCACGGUGGCUCCCACCUUCGACGUUAGACAGGCUGGUGGAGUUUUGAAUCCCGACGGCAAAUUUGUGGUCAAGUGA
This is a messenger RNA of Coffea eugenioides, 1365 nucleotides long. RefSeq lists its product as uncharacterized. The transcript has a single exon. Gene Ontology annotation, molecular function: protein binding. Lineage: Eukaryota; Viridiplantae; Streptophyta; Magnoliopsida; Gentianales; Rubiaceae. The record is from RefSeq and is a predicted model, not a curated record. The coding region runs from base 1 to 1365 and encodes 454 amino acids.